Molecule: messenger RNA, 12912 nt
Organism: Melopsittacus undulatus (budgerigar)
Lineage: Eukaryota; Metazoa; Chordata; Aves; Psittaciformes; Psittaculidae
Gene: HSPG2
Product: heparan sulfate proteoglycan 2
Exons: 93
Coding region: 44-12625 (4193 amino acids)
Biological process (GO): homophilic cell-cell adhesion; synapse organization
Cellular component (GO): axon; plasma membrane; neuronal cell body
Molecular function (GO): axon guidance receptor activity; calcium ion binding; protein binding
Source: RefSeq, a predicted model, not a curated record
CGCGCACGGAGCGGGACGGAGCGGGACGGGCCCGGCCGCAGCGAUGGGGCCGCGGGUGCGGACGGUGCUGGGCGCGCUCCUGGCGCUGUGCGCGCUCCCGAGGGGCAGCCAGGGCCUGGCCGAGAGCUCCUUCCCCGAGGACACGGUAUCUGACCGCGUCGGGGGCACGCGGGGACACCGCUUCUACCGGCACCUCUCCGAUGACGAGGACCUGGUGGCAUCCGGUGAUGGCAGCGGGGAGGACGGCAGCGGCGCCCCAUGGCCGAGCGCUACCCACGUGCCCAGCUUGGGGCUGGCACCCACCGUUUAUUUCCGGGCACUGGUGAACUUCACCCGCAGCAUUGACUACAGUCAGCGGCUGGAGGACCCCGACUCCGAGGAGUUCCGGGAGAUCUCAGAGGCUGUGGUGGAUGCGCUGGAGUCAGAGUAUUACAAGGUGCCCGGGGAGCAAAUGGUCAGCGUGGUGUUCAUCAAGGAGCUGGAGGGCGACGUGUUCGUGGAGCUGGACGUGGGCUCGGAGGGGAACGGGGACGAGCAGCAGCUUGGGGGGGUCCUAAGGGACCUCCUGGCUGGGGGCUCCAUUGCCUCCUAUGUCACCUCCCCACAUGGAUUCCAGUUCCGGCGCCUGGGGGCCGUGACCCCCCACCCUCGGCCCUGCACCCCCAUGGAGUUCACGUGCGGCAGUGGUGACUGCGUCCCCAGUGAGUACCGGUGCGACCGGAGGCACGACUGCCGCGAUGGCUCCGAUGAGCUCAGCUGCGACCUCUCCACGCGGGUGCCCCCCACCACAUCCCGCCCGGCUGCCACCACGCGCCCGCUGAGCACCACCACGGCCACCAUCACCCUGCCACCGCGGCGCCCUGGCACCGUGCGGCCCCCCAGCACCCCCUGGCCCCACAAGGCACCGGUUGAUGGGUGCCGGGCGGGUGAAGCCCCAUGUGCCGAUGGGCGCUGCAUCCCCCGUGACUACGUGUGCGAUGGAGAGGCCGACUGUGCCGACGGCAGCGAUGAGGAGGCUUGCGGCACCCCGUCCCCCUGCGAACCCAACGAGUUCAAGUGCCGCAACGGGCACUGCGCACUCAAGCUUUGGCGAUGCGACGGCGAGAACGACUGUGGUGAUGGCUCCGAUGAGGCCGAUUGCCCCACCAAGGCGCCCGGCGCAGCGUGCGGACCAGCGGAGUUCCGGUGUGUGGCCAGCGGGACCUGCAUCCGCGCCAGCUACCAGUGUGACCGAGAACCUGACUGCCCUGACCGCUCCGAUGAGAUCGGCUGCGUGCCCCCGCAGGUGGUGUCGCUGCCGCGGGACGCGGUGCUGGCCGUGCCGGGUCAGACUGUCACCUUCACGUGCGCGGCCACCGGUGUCCCCACACCCAUCGUCACCUGGCGCCUCAACUGGGGACACCCCCCCAGCAGCCACAGGGUGUCAAUCGUGAGCGAGGCCGGCCAGGGCACGUUGACCAUUCGUGACGUGAAAGAAUCUGACCAAGGUGCCUACACCUGUGAGGCCAUCAACACCCUGGGCAUGGUGUUCGGCAUCCCCGACAGCAUCCUCACCGUCACCCGCCCUGGGCCGUGCCCCGAGGGCCACUUCGAGGUGACAGGGACCUCCCGCUGCCUGCCCUGCUUCUGUUUUGGUGUCACCACCUCGUGCCGUGCCACCGCCCGGCACCGGCACCGCCUGCACCUGCGCUUCGACCGUGCUGGUGACUUCAAGGGUGUCAAUGUGACGGUGCCGGCGGCGCCGUCCGCACCGGUGCUCUCGGCCACCCAGCUCCAUGUGGAUGUGGGUUCUGAGGAAUUCCAGCUCCUGGAUCUGUCCCGACGCUUCCUGGCCCUCGAUGCCUUCUGGGCACUGCCAGGCACCUUCCUUGGGGACAAGGUGGAUGCCUACGGAGGAGCGCUGAGCUAUGGGGUGCGGUACCGGCUGGGACGCGGCCCCCCCGAGCCCACCACACACCCCGAUGUGCUGCUGCGGGGCCAUGGGCGGCAGCUGCGGGCACGCGAUGGGGACACCCAGCCCGACGUCCUCAACCGGCGGCAUGUGCCCUUCACCGAGGACCGCUGGGAGGAUGAGGAGGGUGCCCCGGUGAGCCGGGAGCUGCUGCUGCUGGUGCUGCAGGACCUGGAGGGCAUCUUCAUCCGUGCCGUGUAUGACGGGCGCAUGGCCAGCGUGGGGCUCAGCGACGUGGCCAUGGACAUCACCAGCACCACCGACACCGGCCUGGGGCCAGCCGGACACGUCGAGGAGUGCAGGUGCCCCGUGGGCUACACGGGGCUGUCGUGCCAGCGCUGUGCCACCCGCUUCGAGCGGGUGACAAAGGGACCCUACUUGGGGACGUGCUCCGGCUGCGGCUGCCACGGCCACUCCAGCACCUGCGACCCUGUUUUUGGGCACUGCCUGAACUGCCAGCACAACACCGAGGGUCCCCAGUGCGAGAAGUGCAAACCUGGCUUCUUUGGUGAUGCCACCAAGGGCACGGCCACCGCCUGUCACCCGUGUCCCUGUCCCUACACGGAGGCAGCUCGGAGGUUUUCGGACUCGUGCUUCCUGGACACCGAUGGACAAGCCACGUGUGAUGCCUGCAAACCCGGUUACACCGGGCGCCGCUGUGAGAGGUGCGCCCCAGGCUACGAGGGAGACCCCAUCCAGCCAGGUGGCAAAUGCACCCCAAUUGGUCAGGAGCUCAUCAAGUGCGAUGCCCGCGGGGGCAAGGAUGAGGAUGGUGGCACGUGUCGGUGCAAGCCCAACGUGCGGGGCCGGCUCUGCGACUCCUGUGCUGCCGGCACGUUCCACCUGAGCGCGGCCAACGCCGAGGGCUGCCUGCCCUGCUUCUGCAUGGGUGUCUCACGGCACUGCGCCAGCUCCGCCUGGAGCCGACACCAGGUUGCGCUCACCGCCGAGGACACGGCACCGCUGUCCCUGGCCACGGCAGCCGGGGCGCAGCCGGUGGGUGCCAGCGCCCGCUUCUCCUUGCCACGGGAGCUGCUCUUCGACACCUUCCAUGCACUGCCCCGUGAUGUCUACUACUGGGUGCUGCCCGCGCCCUUCGCCGGGGACAAGGUGACAUCGUACGGUGGUGAGCUGCGGUUCACGGUGAUGCACCGCGCGCCGCCGGGGGCACCACCGCUGCCGCGCCAGCCCCACGUCCUGCUGCAGGGCAAUGGCAUCCUCCUGGAGCACUUCUCUGACACCAGCAUCCCCUCUGGCGUCCCCACCACCAUCAUUGUGCCCAUCCGCGAGCGCGCCUGGCGCAGGGCUGAUGGGCGCGAGGCCACCCGGGAGCAUCUGCUGAUGGCUUUGGCUGAUGUGGACCUCCUCAUGAUCCGGGCAUCCUACGCGGAGCAGCCAGAGGAGAGCAGGCUGUCCGAUGUCACCCUGGACGUGGCAGUGCCACAUGCCACCGGCCGCCCGCCGGCGCUGGAGGUGGAGGAUUGCACGUGCCCGGCUGGGUACCGGGGGGCCUCCUGCCAGGACUGUGACACCGGCUACACCCGCAGCAGCGCUGGGCUCUACCUGGGCACGUGUGAGCCCUGCCAGUGCCAUGGCCAUGCCACCGAGUGCCACCCUGAGACUGGUGUCUGCCAGGGCUGCCGGGAUCACACUGAAGGGCCCCAAUGUGACAAGUGCCAACCCGGCUAUUAUGGUGAUGCCACCCGUGGCACCACAGGCGACUGUCAGCCCUGUCCCUGCCAUGGACCCCAUGGGGAAAGCCAGGUGACCAAGAUCUGCUUUGAAGACACGGAUGGGCAGCCCACCUGCAGCGCCUGCGCCCCCGGGCACAGCGGGCGCCAGUGCCAGAGGUGCUCACCGGGGUACGUGGGGGACCCGCUGCGGGGGGAGCCAUGCCGAGAGCCAGGUGUCCCUGUGGGGCAGUGCCAAUGUGACCCACGCGGCAGCACCGGCGAGGGCUGUGAUGCCAAUGGGCAGUGCCACUGCAAGGCCAACGUGGAGGGACCCCACUGUGCAUCCUGCCGGCCCCAUCACUUCCACCUGAGCGCGGAUGAGGCAGCCGGGUGCCUGCCCUGCUUCUGCAUGGGCAUUGUCCAGCACUGCGCCAGCACCGGCUAUGCCCGCGGCACCGUGCAGACACGGUUCGGUGCUGGGGAUGCUCAGGGCUUCGCGCUGGUGAACCGGCAGCGCAGCACCCGCGUGGGCUCCGGCUUCACGGUGCAGCCGGGGCCCCCCCAGCCCCACCUCAGCUACAGCCGCUUCGGGGACCUGCCCCCAGACUCCUACUACUGGCAGCUGCCGCAUCCCUACCAAGGGGACAAGGUGGGCUCCUACGGCGGGCGCCUCCGCUACACCCUCACCUACACACCAGGGGGGCAGGGAGCACCCCUGCCUGACGCCGACAUCCAGAUCACGGGCAAUGACAUAACUCUGGUGGCCCAUCAGCCGGACCUGCCCCCAGGCACCCCCCAGGCCUUCGAGAUUGUAUUCCGGGAGCAAUACUGGCAGCGCCCGGAUGGACAACCAGCGACACGGGAGCAUCUCCUGAUGGCUUUGGCCGACCUGGAUGAGAUCCUCAUCCGAGCCACCUACUCCACCAGCACGGCCGCAUCCGGCAUCGCCGACGUCUCCAUGGAUGUGGCUGUGCCCCCCCAGCCUGGCCUCCCCCCGGCCCUCGAGGUGGAGGAAUGCCGCUGCCCCCCUGGGUACCACGGGCUGUCCUGCCAGGAUUGUGCCCCCGGUUACACCCGCACCGGGGGAGGGCUGUACCUGGGGCACUGUGAGCUCUGUGAGUGCAAUGGGCAUUCCGAGAGCUGCCAUCCCGAGAGCGGCGUCUGCUCCGGAUGCCUGCACAACACAGCAGGGGACUUCUGUGACCAAUGUGCCCCUGGGUUCUAUGGGGAUGCUACCGCCGGUACCCCUGAGGACUGCCAGCCCUGUGCCUGUCCCCUGCCGUACCCCGAGAACCAGUUCUCCAGGACCUGUGAGAGUUUGGAGGGUGGUGGGUACCGCUGCACCGCCUGUGAGCCGGGGUACACCGGGCAGUACUGCGAGCGCUGUGCCCCCGGCUAUGUGGGUGACCCAUCGGUGCCGGGGCAGGGCUGUGUCCCGGUGGGCCCCCCGGUGCCGCUGGCCGUCCGUGUGCACCCCCCUCGCACCGCGGUGGCACAGGGCAGCGCCGUCACCCUGCGGUGCCAGGCCACCGGGGACCCCCCCUUCUACUACCACUGGGCACGGGAAGAUGGGAGACCCCUGCCCGAGGGCGCCCAGAGCCGGCAGCAAGGUGAGGAGCUGCACUUUGCCAGCAUCCAGCCCUCCGAAGCCGGUGUCUACAUCUGCUCCUGCCGUAACCUGCGGCACAGCAACGCCAGCCGCGCCGAGGUCAUCGUCACCGAGACCCCUGGCAAAGCCAUCACCGUCACCGUGGAGGAGAAGCGGGUGCAGAGGGUGAAGCCUGGGGCUGAUGUCACCUUCGUCUGCACUGCCAAGAGCAAGUCUCCUGCCUACACACUGGUGUGGACGCGGCAGAACCACGGCUCGCUGCCGGCUGGGGCCGUGGACUUCAAUGGCAUCCUGACCCUGCGGCGCGUGCGGCCCGAGGACGCCGGCGUCUACGUGUGCACCGGCUCCAACAUGCUGGACAUGGACGAGGGCACCGCCACGCUCUACGUGCAGGCACCCUCCAAGACUCAGAUGUUUUAUGGCCCCGUUGAGUUUAUGGAGGGCCACAGACCUGCCGGCACCGCCGCAGCCCCCACCGCCGCCGUGGAGCCGGCGCAGCUGAGCGUGGCAGCGGGGCAGCCGGCAGAGUUCCGCUGCGUGGGCACCGGCAGCCCCCUGCCCACCCUCGAGUGGCUCGGAGCGCUGCCGCCGCGGGCUGUGGUCCAUGGUGGGACACUGCGGUUCAGUGCCGUGGAGCCCGCGGAUGAAGGGCAUUACAUGUGCCGGGCACGCAGCAGCGCCGGGCAGCACACGGCACGGGCCUUCCUGCAUGUGCAAGGUGCCGAUGCACCGCAGGUGCAGGUGAGCCCGGAGCAGACGGAGGUGCAGGAGGGCUCCACAGUGCGGCUGUACUGCCGGGUCUCGGGGUCCCCGACCGCCACCAUCACCUGGGAGAAGCAGGGGGGCACUCUGCCACCGCAGUCCCGCACUGAACACGGUGACAUUGCCACGCUGGUGAUCCCUGCCGUGACAGCAGCCGAUGGGGGCAUCUACCUCUGUGUGGGUACCAGUGCUGCGGGCACGGCUCGAGCUGCCAUCGAGGUGGUGGUGGUGCCAGGUUCAGCACCACCUGUGCGCAUCGAGUCCUCAUCCCCAUCCGUCACUGAGGGGCAGACCCUGGACCUUGACUGCGUGGUGGCCGGAGCCGGUGCCGCAACCGUGACGUGGUACAAGCGCGGUGGCUCCCUGCCUGCCGGGCACCAGGUCUCAGGGUCCCGGCUCCGUGUCCCCCAUGUCACAGCGGCUGAUUCAGGGGAGUACGUGUGCCGGGUGAGCCUGGGGACCACCAUCCGGGAGGCAUCCGUCACCGUCACCGUCGUGGCUGGAUCCGGCUCAUCCUAUGGACCACCAGCUUCAGGUGUCCCCAUCCGCAUUGAUGCAUCUUCAUCCACCGUGGCUGAGGGACAGAGCCUGGACCUCAAUUGCAUUGUGGCCGGGCAGGGACAGGCCACUGUGACCUGGUACAAGCGCGGAGGGUCCCUCCCGGCCAAGCACCAGGUGUCAGGCUCCCGGCUGCGGCUGCUGCAGGUGACAGCGGCUGACUCUGGUGAGUACGUGUGCCGGGUGAGCAGCGGGGCCAGCACCAGGGAGAGCGCAGUGAUGGUGACCAUCCAGCCCAGUGGGGCCAGCACCUACCCUCCCGGCAGCACCACCCCCCUGCGCAUCGAGUCCCCAUCCUCUGCUGUGGCCGAGGGACAGAGCCUGGACCUCAACUGUGUCAUCGCCAGCCCUGCUCAGGCCACUGUCACCUGGUACAAGCGCGGGGGGUCCCUGCCAGCCAAGCACCAGGUUUCGGGCUCCCGGCUGCGGCUGCUGCAGGUGACAGCGGCCGACUCUGGUGAGUACGUGUGCCGGGUGAGCAGCGGGGCCAGCACCAGGGAGACCUCCAUCAUGGUGACCAUCCAGCCCAGCGGGGCCAGCACCUACCCCAUGGGCAGCACGACCCCGCUGCGCAUCGAGUCCUCGUCCCUGUCAUCCCCUGUGGCCGAGGGACAGAGCCUGGACCUCAACUGCGUCAUCGCCAGCCCCGCUCAGGCCACUGUCACCUGGUACAAGCGCGGGGGGUCCCUGCCAGCCAAGCACCAGGUGUCUGGCUCUCGGCUGCGGCUGCUGCAGGUGACAGCAGCCGACUCUGGUGAGUACGUGUGCCGGGUGAGCAGCGGGGCCAGCACCAGGGAGACCUCCAUCAUGGUGACCAUCCAGCCCAGCGGGGCCAGCACCUACCCUGCUGGUGUCACCCCCCCGGUGCGCAUCGAGUCCUCAUCCUCCUCCGUGGCUGAGGGACAGAGCCUGGACCUCAACUGCAUCGUGGCCGGGCAGGGACAGGCCACUGUGACCUGGUACAAGCGCGGGGGGACCCUUCCAGCCAAGCACCAGGUGUCGGGCACCCGCCUGCGCAUCCCGCAGGUGACAGCGGCUGACUCAGGGGAGUACGUGUGCAGGGUGACAUCAGGCGGCAUCCCGCAUGAGACAUCCCUCAUCGUCACCAUCCAGACCGGUGCCGGCUCCUCCUACGCCGUCGGUGUCACCCCCCCGGUGAGGAUUGAGACCUCGUCCGCUGCCGUCACCGAGGGACAGAGCCUGGAGCUCAACUGCAUGGUGGCAGGACAGGGGCACCCCCACGUCACCUGGUACCGGCGCGGUGGGGCUCUGCCCCCCAACAGCCAGGUGUCAGGCACCCGCCUGCGCCUCGCUCAGGUGGCAGUGGCCGAUUCGGGGGAGUACGUGUGCAGGGUGACCCUGGGCACUGCCACACAGGAGGCGUCCGUCAUUGUCACCGUGCCCAGCAGCGCCGGUGCCUAUUACCCCUCCAGCAUCUCCCAGCCCCUCCGCAUCGAGUCCUCAUCCUCGGCCAUCGCUGAGGGACAGGUCCUGGAUCUCAACUGUGUGGUGGCAGGAUCCGGUCCCACAACCGUGACGUGGUACAAGCGCGGCGGCUCCCUGCCUGCCGGACACCAGGUGUCAGGCUCCCGCCUGCGCAUCCCGCAGGUGACAGCAGCCGAUUCGGGGGAGUACGUGUGUAGGGUGACAUCGGGGGGCAUCACACAGGAGACGUCCCUUGUUGUCACCAUUGAUGAUGGAGCCAACCCAUCCCACUCCGCCGGUGCCACGUCACCCAUCCGCAUUGAGUCCUCAGCAUCCUCCGUCACUGAGGGACAGACCCUGGACCUGGACUGUGUUGUGGCCGGGCAGGGACAAGCCACCAUCACCUGGUACAAGCGUGGGGGGUCCCUCCCGGCCAAGCACCAGAUGUCGGGGUCUCGCCUGCGCCUGUCCCAGCUCUCGGUGGCCGAUUCAGGGGAGUACGUGUGUCGGGCUGACACGGGCAGCGUGUCCCGCGAGGCCACCGUCACCGUCACCGUCACCUCCCGCGACAGCUCCAGCUACCGCCUGCAGAGCCCCAUCAUCUCCAUCGACCCACACAGCAUGGCGGUGGCACCGGGUGAGGAUGCCACCUUCAAGUGCCGUGUCCACGACGGCGCCCGGCCCGUCAACAUCACUUGGCGGAUGGGACCUGGCCAACAUUUCCAAGACAAUGUGAAGAUCAGCGCCAAUGGCUCCGUCAUCUCCAUCACCGGUGCCCAUGUCAGCAACCAGGGUGCCUACCACUGCGUGGCCUCCAACCGCUUCGGUGUUGCCAGCAGCGUUGUCAACCUCCUGGUGCAAGGUGCCCCCACGGUGUCGGUGAUGCCACCAGGCCCCGUGUCGGUGAAGGAGGGCAAAUCCCUGAGCCUGGAAUGCCUGGGCCGGGGUGAGCCGCGGCCGCUGGUGCGCUGGAGCCGGCCGGGUUCCCGGCAGAAGGUGGAGCACCAGACACUGCUGCACAUGGACAGCCAGGCCAUCCUGCAGCUCUCACCAGCCAAGCCGGAGCACGCCGGCACCUACAUCUGCACAGCACACAGCGCCCUGGGCUCGGCACAGGCACGGGUGGACGUCACCGUGGAGUCAGGGCAGCGGCACCCGGGUGCCCCCGAGGUCUCAGCACCUGCCACUGUCACCGUGGUGGCCGGUGACACGGCCACACUGCCCUGCACGGCCAGAGGGGAGCCGGAGCCCCGCAUCGAGUGGUCGAAGCUGCGGGCACCGCUGCCGUGGCAGCACCGGGUGGUGAACGGGACGCUGGUGAUCCCCCGUGCCGCACAGCAGGACUCGGGCCAGUACAUCUGCAAUGCCACCAGUGCCGCCGGUACCACCGAGGCCUUCGUCACCCUCGACGUGGAGACACCACCAUACGCCACCAGCCUGCCGGAGGACACCGCGGUGCGUGCCGGUGACGCGCUGCAGGUGCAGUGCCUGGCCCACGGCACCCCACCGCUGCUCUACACAUGGGACAAGCUCAACGGCAGCCUCUCGGCACGCACCAGCCACCGCGCCGGCCUCCUUCGCAUCAGCCCCGUGCUGCCCGCCGAUGCCGGCACCUACCGCUGCCGUGUCACCAACCGCGUGGGCACCGCCGAGGCCUUCUCCCGUGUGGCCGUCCAUGGUGAUGCCAUUGAUGGUGGCGAUGCCAUCGUCGGUCCCUUGGUGGUGCGGGUGACACCGGGGAGCCUCGUCAGGGGUGUUGGUGGAACCGCCGAGUUCACCUGUGCUGUCUCCGGUGACCCCCGGGCGCAUCUGGAGUGGUUGAAGGAUGGUGGGGAGCUGCCCCCCAACCACAGUGUGCAGGAUGGGGUGCUGAGGAUACCGGAGCUGGCGUGGGGCGCGCAGGGGGUCUACGUGUGCCGAGCCAGUGCUCCGAGCGGGCAGGCAGAGGACAGGGCCACCCUCACUAUGCAAGCUCUCCCCAGGGCACUGAUCAACAUCCGGACCGCGGUGCAGACGGUGCUGGCAGGGACCUCGGUGGAGCUGGAAUGCCUGGGCUUGGGCGAGCCCCGUCCCCACGUCACCUGGAGCAAAGUGGGGGGCCGCAUCCGGCCCGGGGUGCUGGUGCGCGCCGGCACCCUCACCUUCGAGCGCGUGGAGCGGGCGGACGCUGGGCAGUACCGCUGCACUGCCACCAACGCCGUGGGCACCGUCCAGUCCCACGUCAUCCUCCAUGUGCAAGCCACCCCACACAUCGCCGGGCAGCCGGAGGUGAAGGAGGUCUCGGUGGGAGCCGCGGCCGUUUUGCCUUGUUUGGCAUCGGGAUUCCCGGUGCCGGAGAUCACCUGGAGCAAGCUGGAGGGGGAGCUGCCAGCUGGUGCCAAGGUGGAGGGGAACGUGCUGACGCUGCCGGCUGUGAGCCAUGAGGAUGCUGGUGUCUAUGCCUGUGUUGCUGCCAACCACCGCGGCCGGGAGACGGCGUAUUACGUGCUCAAGGUCCGAGAGCGCCUGCUCCCCUAUUUCGGGCAGACACCCCGCUCCUUCCUGCCCCUGCCCACCAUCAAGGACGCCUACAAGAGGUUUGAGAUCCUCAUCACCUUCCGUCCGGACGCUGCUGACGGGCUCCUCCUCUACAAUGGGCAGCGCAAAACCAGCGGCGCCGACUUCAUCUCCUUUGGUUUGGUGGGCGGGCGCCCCGAGUUCAGGUUUGACGCCGGUUCGGGCAUGGCGACCAUCCGGCAUCCAACACAACUGCGCCUGGGCGAGUACCACACCAUCCGGCUGCUCCGCAACCUGACGUGGGGUUCACUGGCACUGGAGGGGCACCCCCCGGUCAAUGGCACCUCCCAGGGGAGGUUUCAAGGGCUGGACCUGAAUGAGGAGCUGUACCUGGGGGGUUACCCUGACUUCAGCGCCGUGGAGAAGACAGGGCUCAGCCGUGGGUUUAUGGGCUGUGUGCGCCAGCUCCGCAUCCAAGGGGAGGAGGUUGCCUUUGGGGACAUGGACCUGCAGGCACACGGUAUCACCAGCUGUCCCACGUGCCAGGACCAGCCGUGCCAGAACGGUGGUGUGUGCCAGGAUGCCGAGAGUGGUACCUACGUCUGCCGCUGUCCCCAUGGCUUCACCGGCAGCAACUGCGAGUACUCACAGGCAUCACAUUGUCACCCGGAGGCAUGUGGGGCUGAUGCCACCUGUGUCAACCGGCCCGAUGGGACGGGCUAUACCUGCCGCUGCCACCUGGGCAAGAGCGGGGAGAGGUGCACCGAGGGUGAGGCAGUGACGGUGCCGUCCUUCGGCGAGGCCGGAGCCUUCGUGUCCUACCCACCCCUCACCAACGUGCACCACGAGCUGCGGCUGGAGGCCGAGUUCCUGCCGCUGGCUCCCGAUGGGCUCCUGCUCUUCAGCGCCGGCAAAGCCGCCCCGGUCGAGGACUUCGUGGCCUUGUUCAUGGCUGGUGGCCACCUCGAGUUCCGCUACGAGCUGGGCUCAGGCACCGCAGUGCUGCGGAGCGCGGAGCCGCUGGCGCUGGGGCAGUGGCACAGGGUGAUGGCUGAGCGGGUGCACAAGGACGGGACGCUGGUGGUGGAUGAGGCUGCGCCGGUGAAACGCUCCUCGCCUGGCAAGAGCCUGGGGCUGAACCUUCGCUCCCCACUUUACCUGGGGGGCACCGAGCCCCCCCUGCGCCCCCCAACCAACGCCUCCUUCCAGGGCUGCAUCGCAGAGGUGUCCAUCAGUGGGAAGCGGCUGGAGCUGCCCUAUGGGUUCCUGCGCAGCCGCGGUGUGGGGCAGUGCCGGAGCCCCUCACCCUGCACCGGGGCCGUUUGUGCACAUGGGGGCCGCUGCCUGCGCCCCGCAGCACCCGGGGCUGCCCCACGCUGCCGCUGCCCACCCGGCUUCAGUGGGCCGCGAUGUGAGCAGGAGGAUGAAGGGUGCCCACGCCAGCCCUGCCUGCACGGUGGUACCUGCACCGGCAGCACCUGCCUCUGCCCGCCCGGCUACAGCGGCCCCCUCUGCCAGCACCGUCUGGCCCUGGAGCUGGAGCAGGACUGGCAGGAGGGCAGCGGGGGCAGCGAUGCCCCAGGACAGUUCAGUGUCAGUCUCCAGGAUGGCUCCUACCUGGCCCUGCCCGGGCACCUCCUGCCCCGAGGGCCCCCUGAGGCACCCGAGACCAUGGAGCUGGAGCUGCGGACGGGCAGCGCCGAGGGGCUGGUGCUGUGGCACGGGGCGGAGCCCAGUGAGGGUGGCAAAGCCAAAGACUUCAUUGGCCUGGGCCUGAAGGACGGACACCUGGUGUUCAGCUACCAGCUGGGCAGCGGUGAGGGCACCAUCAUCUCCGAAGACCCCAUCAAUGAUGGCGAGUGGCAUCGGGUGACGGUGACGAGGGAGGGCCGUCGCGGGCAGCUGCAGGUGGAUGGGGAGGAGCCAGUGAGUGGGGAGUCCCCAGGAACCAACAUCAUGGCCAACACCGAGGGCAGCAUCUACGUGGGCGGUGCUCCGGACCCCCCCAGCCUGACGGUGGGCAAGUACCGCUCCGGUAUCACCGGGUGCCUGCGGGGCCUGGUGCUGGCACCGGCCGGUGCCCCCCGACACCCCAUCGACCUGCGGCACGGUGCAGUGGGGGGCUCCCCCGCGCCCCCCUGCCCGCACUAACCCCCCCAGCUGUAUUUUGGGGGGAAUUUGGCCAAUUUUACUCUUUUUCCAAAAAGAAGACAGGAGGAAACGGUGCUUCGCUGCCCCGGGGUGACCCCGGGGGGGGGGGCCCGGGACCCCCAUAAAUGUUUACACCCCCCCCCACCACCACUACACCAGCCCCCCAAACCUGUGCCGGGGCGGCCGGGCCGCCCGGGGCCCCCCGGGAUGGCGGCGGGGUGGGGAUGCGAGGGACAAUCGGGUGCUGGCGGGGCCCCCAUGGGCAGCAUUAAAGGAGAGAGAACCAG